This is a messenger RNA of Saccoglossus kowalevskii, 2632 nucleotides long. Its product is annotated as peroxidasin-like. Lineage: Eukaryota; Metazoa; Hemichordata; Enteropneusta; Harrimaniidae. Gene Ontology annotation, biological process: response to oxidative stress. Gene Ontology annotation, molecular function: peroxidase activity; heme binding. The record is from RefSeq and is a predicted model, not a curated record.
GAUGAAUCUGUUGGGAGGAACCAAGUUGUAUGUAAUAUGGAUCAUCUACACUUUUGCUCCGGUUUAUGGAGACAUCAUGGACAAUCCUGUUCUACAGUCAUCCUACCAUGAAGCUGCCAAUGAUGUUGAUCGAGCUAUCUAUAAAACUCUUCAAGCUAUUCAACAGAAUCGAAACCCCCAAAAUCCGGCACAGUUAUUGAGACUAUUCAGAUUUCCAUCACAAUCUAUAGUAGAUGUUUCCAGACAUGAGGAGGUCUUUGAAACAACAGUUGAGAUUAUGAAAGACCAUGAACAAGCUCCUGAUCUAACUCCAGAACUAGUUGAAGCUGUGUUAAGUCUGUCAGGUUGUGAGAAGCCCCCAAUAACAUGCGAGGAUAUGUGUUUUCAUUAUAAGUAUCGUACCGUCGAUGGCACCUGUAAUAAUUUUGAAAAUCCGACACAAGGAGCUGCCAUGACCGCUUUUUCCCGUAUGAGAGAACCGAUUUAUGAAAAUGAUUUGAAUGAGCCAGUUGGAUGGAAUAUUGGUAGGCUGUACAAUGGGUUUCCUAAACCAAGUCCGCGAGAUGUCUCCAACAAAAUUGGUUCAACAUACAUUUCCUCAGAAGAUCCUAAAUUAACUGGCCUUGUCACUCAGUUUGGACAGUUUCUAGACCAUGAUUUGGAUAUAACACCACAGAGUCCAAGUUCUGUUACAUUUAGAGAUGGUACUCCUUGUAGCGACAUAUGUGCCAACGAUCCACCGUGUUUCCCUAUUCCUGUCCCUGAUGAUGAUCCACGCAUCCACGAUGCAGAAUGUACGGAGUUUAUCCGAUCCAGUGCAGUGUGUGGAACAGGCAGUCUUCAACAUCCAAGAGAACAGACGAACGCAAUCACAUCCUAUAUUGAUGCAUCACAAGUUUAUGGAAGUAAUCAGACCGAAGCUGAAGAACUGAGAGAUUCUAAUGGUAAAGGGGGCCUGAGAGUUGGGGAUAAUGAGACAGCAACUGGACGACCACUGCUGCCCUUUGACGAUGACUCUCCAAUGGCAUGUCUGAGUGACGAUAGCAUGAAUGAAGUGCCAUGCUUUCUCGCUGGUGAUGUACGAGCCAAUGAACAAAUUGGUCUUACUGCUAUGCACACCCUCUUUCUGCGUGAACACAAUCGCAUCAGUAAUAUGUUAUCACAGAUCAAUCCACACUGGGACGAUGAACAACUAUAUCAGGAAACACGUAAACUCGUGGGUGCUACACUACAACAUAUUACAUAUGAUCACUAUUUACCAAAGAUUCUUGGUGACGUUGGUAUGGAGUCUAUUGGUGUUUACAGUCGUCAUGAUCCACGCACCAAUGCGGCUGUGAACAAUGUUUUUUCCACUGCUGCAUUUAGAUUUGGUCAUGGUACAGUGAAACCAAUUCUAGUCAGACUCAAUGCAACUUUCCAUGAAAUCCCAGACGGUCAUCUCCCACUUCAUCUAGCAUUUUUUCAACCUUGGAGAAUCGUUGAACAAGGUGGUAUAGAUCCCGUUAUCAGAGGACUCUUUGCCACAGCUGCUAAAGAUCUCCAUCCUAGCGAAAUGCUGACAGAUGAGUUGACAGAACACUUAUUUGAGCUUUCACACACAAUUGCAUUGGAUCUGAUGUCCCUUAAUAUUCAAAGAGGUCGUGACCAUGCCCUACCUGGCUAUACAGAAUGGGUUGAAUUGUGCAAUGAAGGCCGACAUAGAAUCACUGAAUUUAAACACUUAAAGAACCUAAUAUCAAGCAAUGAUUUGCGUGCAGAACUCCAAACCCUGUAUGGUCAUGUAGAUAAUAUCGAUCUGUAUAUUGGUGGCAUGGCAGAAGAUCCCAUAGAAGGCAGUGUGGUGGGUCCCACGUUCAACUGUAUACUGUCUAGGCAAUUCAAGAACACAAGAAAUGGUGAUAGGUUUUGGUAUGAGAAACCUGGAUACUUCUUAGAGGCACAACUAGCUGAGAUAAAGAAAACUUCACUUGCCCGCAUAAUAUGUGAUAAUACAGACAUAGAUCAAGUUCAGCGUGACGUCUUUUUAAUCCCAGAUGUUAGUGGUGGAUUAGUUACGUGUAACGACAUUGAGGGUAUCGAUCUAUCAGCAUGGACCCAUCAACAUGAUAACACCCCAUUAUCUAUUCAAUGUCCUGAUGAUAUCACCAUUGAAGCUAAUCAUCGUCUUACCAGAGUAACAUGGCCAGAUGUCGCUGUAAAUGAUGAUUCAAGUGCCUACCCGCGUAUGAUUUGCUCACACAAAAGCGGCUCACGUUUUUCACAUGGAGUGACAACAGUGACAUGCACAGCUACUGAUGAAUCAGGAUAUUGUGCAUCCUGUAGUUUUUCUGUUAUUGUAGAGCGUCACUAGUCAAUUUCCCCAUUUCUUGCAGCUUAAGAUGAGACAACAAUGGUCAAGAUUAAAGUGGACCAGAAACGACUUUGAAAAUAUUGGCUGUAUAAACAUAGUCGGGGAGGGGGUAGAGAAUGGGAGCGUGGGUGGUAUAGCAAUUUUGUGGGAUAAGCAUGAUAAUUGGUAGACUACUUCAAUAUGUCUCAUAUGUUUUAAUAUAUAAGUACAUUCAUUGAGACAAAGUGUGUUGUUUCUUAGUUGUUAUUUAUUUUAAUGUCGUUAUUAAAAUUAAGUUUCUAU